AUGUAAACCACACAUCAAACCGAUUUGGUCAACAAUAUCCUUUCUCUUCCCAAUAAUUUUUGACUCAUCAGAGAAUAAUUUGGUCUUCGUCUCUGCGCGCGUCUCUGUCUGUCUCUUUCAGAUUCAACUGGAGCAAGUACGAAACAUAAAUAUCAAUAAAUUAAAGGAAAAAAAAUAACAGUAGAGAAGAAGAACAUGUUUUCAACUCCUCGGGAGCAAAAAAAAUAAUUCAGCAAGAGAAACGGCGAAUAAGGUGGAAAUGAUUUGACGAAGAAACGCUUGGCUGAGAGUAAAAUCGGAAAAACAAAAUCUGUAAUUUAUUAUUAUCAGCCUCUAAAUCAAUGGGUGGUGGUGGCAAUCUCGUCGACGGUGUUCGUCGUUGGCUUUUCUUUCAACGUCGUCCUUCUUCUUCUUCUUCUUCCAAUAAUCACGAUCAGAUUCAAAAUCCCCCCACCGUUUCUAAUCCCAACGACGACGAAGAUUUGAAGAAGCUUACCGAUCCGUCUAAGCUAAGACAGAUUAAGGUUCAGCAACGAAAUCACUUACCUAUGGAGAAGAAGGGAAUACCUAAUGCUGAAUUCUUCACGGAGUAUGGAGAAGCAAAUAGAUAUCAGAUUCAAGAAGUAGUUGGCAAAGGAAGCUAUGGAGUUGUUGGUUCUGCUAUAGAUACUCACACUGGAGAAAGAGUUGCUAUCAAAAAGAUUAACGAUGUGUUUGAUCAUAUCUCUGAUGCAACCAGGAUUCUUAGGGAGAUUAAGUUGUUACGCUUGCUUCUUCAUCCAGAUGUUGUUGAGAUUAAACAUAUUAUGCUUCCUCCUUCUCGAAGAGAGUUUCGUGAUGUUUAUGUUGUCUUUGAGUUGAUGGAAUCUGAUCUUCAUCAGGUUAUUAAAGCUAAUGAUGAUUUAACUCCUGAGCAUCAUCAGUUUUUCUUGUAUCAGCUUCUUCGUGGUUUGAAGUAUGUUCAUGCUGCGAAUGUGUUUCAUCGGGAUUUGAAACCAAAGAACAUUCUUGCUAAUGCUGAUUGCAAGUUGAAGAUUUGUGACUUUGGUCUAGCUCGUGUAUCUUUUAAUGAUGCCCCUACCGCUAUUUUUUGGACUGAUUAUGUUGCUACUCGGUGGUACCGUGCCCCUGAACUCUGUGGAUCAUUUUUCUCAAAAUAUACCCCUGCGAUUGAUAUUUGGAGCGUUGGUUGCAUAUUUGCUGAAAUGCUAUUAGGGAAGCCGCUAUUUCCUGGCAAAAAUGUGGUUCACCAAUUGGAUAUUAUGACCGAUUUUCUUGGCACUCCACCACCUGAAGCCAUAUCAAAGAUCAGAAAUGAUAAGGCGAGGAGAUAUCUUGGCAACAUGAGGAAAAAACAGCCAGUCCCAUUCUCUAAAAAAUUCCCUAAAGCAGAUCCUUCGGCCCUUCGCCUGUUGGAACGCCUGAUUGCCUUUGAUCCAAAAGAUCGUCCAUCUGCCGAAGAAGCAUUAGCUGAUCCAUACUUUAAUGGUCUGUCAAGUAAAGUGCGGGAACCAUCGACACAGCCGAUUUCAAAGCUUGAAUUUGAGUUUGAGAGAAAGAAAUUGACAAAAGAUGAUAUCAGAGAGUUAAUUUACCGAGAGAUAUUAGAAUAUCAUCCUCAGAUGCUGGAGGAAUACCUUCGUGGUGGCAAUCAGCUCAGCUUCAUGUACCCCAGUGGGGUAGAUCGAUUUAGGAGGCAGUUUGCUCAUCUUGAAGAAAAUCAAGGUCCAGGAGGAAGAAGUAACGCACUUCAGAGACAGCAUGCUUCCUUACCAAGAGAGCGAGUUCCAGCAUCCAAGAAUGAAACAGUCGAAGAAAGAAGCAACGAUAUCGAGAGAAGAACAACAGCUGCUGUAGCUUCAACCUUAGACAGUCCCAAAGCUUCACAACAAGCUGAAGGUACAGAAAAUGGAGGAGGAGGAGGGUAUAGUGCGCGUAACCUGAUGAAAAGCUCUAGCAUUAGUGGUUCUAAAUGCAUAGGUGUACAAUCUAAAACCAACAUUGAGGAUUCCAUAGUAGAGGAACAAGAUGAGACUGUUGCUGUGAAAGUUGCAUCUCUACACAAUUCUUAGUGUUUUUCUUUUUCUGUUUAAUUUAAGCUAUACCCCAUAGUAGAGUUGGAGAAGCAAAAGUUUGGUUUGUCACUCUCACUCGGGGUUUGGGGUUUUGGUUGGUGUAUUUAAUAGUUCCGGGGAGACAUUGUAAAGAAUAUAUAAAACUUGGUAACCGAUGUAAUUCUUUGCUUUUGUAACCGGGUAGAUCAUUGGUUGAAACUCGAAAGUCGAAAUCAUGUAAAAAUUUGGAUAUAUUCUUGCCAGUUUUGUUACUUAUAUUAGUUAUAUUCCUGAAAAAG
Molecule: messenger RNA, 2353 nt
Organism: Arabidopsis thaliana (thale cress)
Lineage: Eukaryota; Viridiplantae; Streptophyta; Magnoliopsida; Brassicales; Brassicaceae
Gene: MPK15
Product: MAP kinase 15
Exons: 11
Coding region: 342-2072 (576 amino acids)
Biological process (GO): MAPK cascade; signal transduction
Molecular function (GO): MAP kinase activity; ATP binding; protein serine kinase activity
Source: RefSeq, marked reviewed